Messenger RNA from Paramacrobiotus metropolitanus, 3732 nucleotides. Its product is annotated as LIM domain-containing protein jub-like. Gene Ontology annotation, biological process: cytoskeleton organization; positive regulation of miRNA-mediated gene silencing; negative regulation of hippo signaling. Gene Ontology annotation, molecular function: transcription corepressor activity. NCBI's taxonomy places the organism in Eukaryota, Metazoa, Tardigrada, Eutardigrada, Parachela, Macrobiotidae. The coding region runs from base 778 to 3465 and encodes 895 amino acids. The record is from RefSeq and is a predicted model, not a curated record. The transcript has 13 exons. Gene Ontology annotation, cellular component: adherens junction; P-body; transcription regulator complex.
GCACAGACGAUCGCGCCUGCAUGCAGUCAUGCACCGGACUGACCACAAUUUUCAAAGCGACGUUGCUGAUCCGCGGGGGCUGAUGAGUGAUGGUGUUUCCUGCAGAGCUGCUUACGAAGGACUGUGGUCAUUUUAUAAGUGCUAUGGGAAAAACGUUACGGUAUGCCAACCAGCUGUUUUCCAUUGCACUGUUCACAGAUGGGGUACAGUGUCGGAGCUCGUAAGCAGUUGAUGGAAUGUAAAUUCAAAUUGGCUUGUUUGCAUUGCUGGUGGCACCAUUGUGGUGAUGGCAUAGACUUCUGACUUUUCCCUGUGCCUGCGCGGACCGACUAUCCCCGUUUCUCACAUUGAUUACGGACAUUCACUGACGAUCGACUAACUUACGUAGCAGCAUAUGGAUACUUCUACUUACUGAACUACCAGUAGAGCGGGAUGCCCCUGGCGCUGCAGCACGUCGCUUCCUGUGUUGGAUGGCCCGUGGUUGAUUCUUCCUGUUCUACGUUAACCAGAACAUACGCAUCCGGCAUCGAAGUACUUGAUUGUACUUGCGUCGCAUAUGCCCAAUAAAUUAGCGACGUAUGUCAAGUGCCCAUUAUCCGUCAGUCAGCGGCUGCGUUCAACAACUGUAACGGUCAUCGCCAGGAUAGCGCUGGACGUUUUCACAGAAACGUACCGGCCGCGUGCCUAAAGUUUUGUCUCUUGGCAGGCAUGUCCCCGAUGGUUGCGACUGAAUAGUCACCAUUUAGCUGACCGCCCGUGACUGGAGCAGGCAACGAGAUGCCGGCGGUGACGAAGAAAAAUAAAGAGUUCCUCGCGGACAAGACAGCAGCGGAGCCGGUACUGCAGCGGUCGGGGAAUGAGGAAUGGACAGCGAAGAUGAGCGGACAGGCUGGACGCGCCACCGGCUCCAGCAACUGGAAGCUUUUUAGUCCGCCGCCUCCUUACAGCGAAUCGGCGCCGGCCGCUGCACAGGAGAAGAGCCAGCGCAAAUUAAACGAUUUCGGAACCGGAAGAAGGCUCGGAGAUUGCCAAUCGGCCUUUCUCGCUGCCGCAGCAACCAGCACACCGGAUUGUAGCACUAAUGGUCAGAGCAUUGCCUUCGCUAGUCAAGCCGCUUCAUUUGCCACCAGCCCCAGCAUCAGUGAUUGUGGGACUCAUGGCGCCCAUCUGACGAGCAGCAUUCAACGGGGAAACUGUGCAAGAGCGUUAACCAGCAGCGAGAGCAAACGCCGCGCAUUCCACCCGGCCUCAUUGACGCCACUGGCCAAUCCCCACGGGGCCGGCUUCUCUCUGCUGCCUGUGCCAGCGGACGGACGUACUUUCAGCGGCGGUGCCGAUAAUUGUCCAUGUCGGCCAAUUGUCAAUCCCACUAACACUUCCGCCGGCUGCACAUGCCAUUUGCAGCUGAGAUUGUCCUUCCAGGGCGGCGGUUGUACGACUGGCCUCAGUCCGCUGCCGCACCACUCUUGCUCCGCCUCCGUGGCCUCUUCCCCCCGCAGCAGCAUCAGCACGCUGGCAUCUCGCUCCAGUUACGCUGAACUGCGUCACCUGCUGGCAUCACCGUGCAGCAGCCCGCACAACUGCACACCCAGUCCGGCGUUGCUCGGGCAGUGCGGUUGUCCUUUUCCAUCGGAUAGCGCAGGGCCGCAUGGUGAACGCCGCUGGAUAACCACCCCGACGUGCGGUUGCCACCGCAUACCAGCCGGCAACGGAGUGGAGUCUCUUGCCAGCCAAUACUGCACAUCUCCCGUAAGGUCACUGUCCGGCCUCCUCCGCCAGACCCAUCCCGCUAAGCCACCGUUUCCAUCCCGCGAGCAUUCCCGCGCGGAAUUGUGUCCAGGAGCAGCCUCCCCGACGGGAACGGUUAUCAUCCACGACAGUAUGAUCCCGGCCAGUGGCCGAAGUCCAUCAAAGCCGCAUAUGCCGGCGGAAGCAGAUAAAAGCGCACUGCAUUUAAGAAGCCACGACGCCGCUGCCAGCGGUGAUCGAAACGCUCUGCUCGCUACAGCCACAAACCGGCGUGAGCAACCGUACUUUGCUAGACCAAUUGCCAGCGCUGAAGCGGUGCGUACGAAUAAUAUGGCGCGCUCAGCCAAUCAUAAGCAACCGUGUUCUAGUACAUGUGCAGCAGCUGGCUGCGGCACGCAAGUGGCUGACAGCGGCAAUGUGUUGGCUGUUUGCCGAUCACACCAGAACGCCGGGGAACGAAGUUAUUUAGACCGUGCUCCAGUGACGAAAGGUCCGGUGCGUGGAGUAAUUGGUACCGGCGUGGGAGCGGCCAGUGCGGAAGCCAGAAUGCACCGGGCAGCAAGGAAUAUCUCGGCGGCUGUCUUCUCCCAGCCCUGUUCCGAGGAGUUGGAAGAUCCGCCGCCCUAUAAGCCGGCAGCGCCGACAGCACGGCCUAAGGUCGUCGUGCCCACAGCUGUGGUCAGCAGCGGCGAGCAGAAGGCGGCCAGCGCUCAGGUGGAGCAGAAGCUAGCCAAUCUGGAGGAAGAGCUGGCUCGGCAGAAUCUGCGCGAUGAAGACGACUACGACGAUGAGGAAUACUUCGGAUUCUGCUAUUUGUGCGGGGAACGUGUAAUUGGAGUGGAGCAAGCGUGCCAGGCCAUGGGCAAUUUGUACCAUACCAAGUGUUUCACCUGCAUAAUAUGCGGUCGGACCUUGCGGGGGAAGGCCUUCUACCACGUUCGAGGCAAGAUCAUGUGCGAAGAGGAUUAUCUGUACUCCGGCUUCCAGAACUCCGCUGACAAAUGCGUGGCCUGUGGCCAUCUCAUCAUGGACAUGAUCUUACAAGCGUUGGGCAAAUCCUACCAUCCUGGAUGCUUCCGCUGCUGCGUCUGCAGUAAAGCACUGGACGGCAUUCCUUUCACCGCCGACGUGGAGGGCAGUAUCUACUGUGUGGAGGAUUACCGCGGCGUGUAUGCGCCCAAAUGUGCCGCUUGUCAUUUGCCCAUUACACCCGUUCAGGGCUCGGAAGAGACGGUGCGCGUCGUCUCAAUGGAGCGUGAUUUCCAUGUGGACUGCUAUGUUUGCGAGGACUGUGGAACGGAGUUAGCCGAUCAGCCAGUGGAGAAGCGCUGCUAUCCGCUGGACGGCCAUCUUCUCUGCCUGGCCUGCCACAAUAACCGGCGUGAUCGCGAAGACUGGCCCGACCACCAACCGGACGCCACCGUUCCCGCCCGCCAGAAGAGCGGCACCGACGCGCGCACCCUACCCACACCGCAGCAGUCUGCGCGGGCCACCUCCGCCUCACCCGCUGCUGCAGCACAACGUCCUCCGCUGCAGCCAGCUAACAUCACCGCCACGACUUCCCGCCAUCGUCUCCCCGUCCUUGCACGUCCACCUCCCGCGCAACCCAACCGAACAGAUCUGCCCCUGCUGCCGGUGUGUUUGCCUAUUCAAGCGCCACCGGAAGUAGUAUGCGCCGAAUACGAGUCGGAUCGGGAUCGGCAACCACGGCACUAACUGCAUCGAUCCCGAAAGGCAGCGUCCGCGAACCGCUGGCCAAAGCAGCCCCUACUCUUACCGGCAAUCCUGGAUCUUACAGCGCCACCACGGCAUGAACCGCUUUUCAUCAGAGUUCAUGCUCAUAAGAUUUAUCAGAUGUUCAGCUGUUCGGUCUCUGAAUGUUAAAGAUGAGAUAACAACUUAAGUUUUACUACGUAGCUCAAUUCUUUUUGCACUCCCUACAAUCCUCAUUUUUUAAAAGGUUAAAACGCCUGAAAUAAAAUC